This is a messenger RNA of Ruditapes philippinarum (Manila clam), 1478 nucleotides long. Its product is annotated as arylsulfatase J-like. NCBI's taxonomy places the organism in Eukaryota, Metazoa, Mollusca, Bivalvia, Venerida, Veneridae. The transcript is spliced from 7 exons. The record is from RefSeq and is a predicted model, not a curated record. The coding region runs from base 63 to 1478 and encodes 471 amino acids.
AUCUUUCAGCCUUGGAAGCGGGCGUCACUAACGUCGUGUAACGUUGAGUGAUAUGAACGAAAAUGAACAGUGUAUGUGCAAUGAAGCGAACGUUCAAGACCAAACAUAUCUUGCUAUCGCUGAUGGCUGCCCAGAUUUUGGUCCUUGUAUCCAUCGGCUCAGGAGUACUCCAACUAUUAUUCUCAAUCGUAUCAUAUUGUAAAGAUCACAAGCAGCCUUUGAGAUCAUCUUGGAACACAUCAUCUACCAGCAUGCGUCACGUGACACAGUUUAACAACACACGUCCGCACAUUAUAUUUAUUCUAGCAGACGACCUAGGAUAUCGUGACGUCGGCUACCACGGCUCGAGAAUAAGGACACCAAAUAUUGACAGACUUGCUAUGUCAGGGAUAAGAUUAGAGAAUUAUUACACCCAGGCAGUGUGUUCUCCAACACGUGGACAACUACUCACUGGUAGAUAUCAGAUACAUACAGGGUUCCAGUGGGUGUUGUGGCCUGCCAGUCCAAGGGGUUUGUCAUUAGGGGAGACAACUAUUGCGGAGAAGCUAAGAGAAACCGGAUACGCGACUCAUAUUGUCGGGAAAUGGCACUUGGGUUAUUUCAAAAAUAACUAUUUACCAACGAAAAGGGGUUUCGACAGCUUUUUCGGAUUUUUGGCGGGACAUGGUGACCACUAUACACAUCGAGCGACGUUUAACAAAAUGGAGGGAUACGACUUGAUGGAGAAUGAUAAGCGUGCCGACAUGUCAAAAUAUUACGGAACAUAUUCUACAACACUGUUCACUAAUAAAGUUAAACAAAUCAUUCAGAAACAUAACCCGGAGAAGCCAUUAUUUAUUUACCUACCUUACCAAGCAGUACACGGACCACUUCAGGUACCAGACAAAUACAUAAAAAUGUAUAAAAACCCUUUUGUAAAUGAAACCAGGGAAACUUACGCAGGAAUGGUUACAUGUAUGGAUCAAGGUAUAGGUCAAAUUGUUAUGAGUUUGAAAAAGAAAGGCAUGUGGAACAAUACUCUCCUAAUAUUUUCCUCAGCAUCGGAUCAGAUUCGGAUCAGCUUCGGUUCAGCUUCGGAUUACCUUUUAUCAACUGAGCCAAGGUUCGGUAACAAAUCAGGAUCGGUUCAGCUUCGUAUCACCUUCGGUUCAGGUUGGGAUCAGCUUCGGUUCAGCUUUUAUCGUAUCAGCUCGGGUUCAGUCACAAAUAAGGAUCAGUUCAGCUUCGUAUCACCUUCGGUUCAGCCUCGAAUCAGAUUCGGAUCAGCGCCGGAUCAGAUCCGGUUCAGCUUCUAUCAUUUCAACUCGGGUUCAGUCGCAGAUCAGGAUCGGUUCAGCUUCCUAAAGUCUUUGGUUCAGCAUCGGAUCAGCUUUGGAUUAGUUUCGGUUCAGCUUCAUUUCAUCUUGAUUCAUGUAACUUCGGGCUCAGUAACAAAUCAGGAUAGAUGCAGCCGUGAAAAGAGGGAAAGAGGAAGCUGA